Haemorhous mexicanus (house finch) is the source of this 3427-nucleotide messenger RNA. It is a transcript of the gene STUM, whose product is annotated as stum, mechanosensory transduction mediator homolog. Bases 36 to 440 code for a protein of 134 amino acids. The record is from RefSeq and is a predicted model, not a curated record. NCBI's taxonomy places the organism in Eukaryota, Metazoa, Chordata, Aves, Passeriformes, Fringillidae. The transcript has 4 exons.
AGCUGCGAUCCCGCCGGGGCACGGCCGCGCCGGCCAUGGAGCCCUCGCCCAAAGACGGCGAGGGCGCGGCGGCCGCCGAGCCCAGCCGGGGCGGCACGGCCCCGUCCAGCGGCGUGGUGGUGCAGGUCCGAGAGAAGAAGGGCCCCCUGCGCGCCGCCAUCCCCUACAUGCCCUUCCCCGUGGCCGUCAUCUGCCUCUUCCUCAACACCUUCGUGCCGGGGCUGGGCACUUUCGUGUCGGCCUUCACCGUGCUCUGCGGGGCCCGCACCGACCUCCCCGACCGGCACCGGUGCUGCGUCUUCUGGCUCAACAUCGCCGCCGCCCUCAUCCAGAUCCUCACGGCCAUCGUCAUGGUGGGCUGGAUCAUGAGCAUAUUCUGGGGCAUGGACAUGGUCAUCCUGGCAAGCUACAAGGAGCAGGGGAUCCCACAGCAGCUCUAGUGGCUGGGACAAGUAUGGUCAGAGAAACGCGGCGAGAGAUUUCCUUUGGCAGCCGUGGGCCACGGACCUUUUCAUUACCCUUUGUCUCUCUUCUUGUCCCCUUUGUUUUGUCUCCCUGUGCCUGCCCGUGCAGCGGAGCGGAGAUGCAGAGCAGCCGGAGCAGACUUGCACUGACGCCCCCAGGCAGCCGAGAUGAGGCGAGCACGGCUUGGCUUGGACUGGUCCCGGCCGACCAGGAGGACGAGGGUGCCAGGACAAGGACACACCCUUGGCAGAGGUGGCACCUGCGUGGGCAGCUGAACCAAGGGAGGGGGAGAUCCUGCCUUCCCUCUGCUCCCAGGGGGAGGUCGCUGAAGAUGUUUUGCCUCCUUUUUGUGCUCGCUGUUAAAGGAUGCUGGCUGUGAACAUCAAAUGCCAAGGAGCUGUUCAUAGAUACACAUACCGGAUGUAAAAGCAAACCAGUGGUACUUCCUUCCUGCCCUGAGAUUCCAUCUGUGACUGCUUUGCAGCAGUGGAGGGUCCAACCCAGCCCCCUCUGCUGCCUGUGUAUAUGAUGUUCACUGAAGCUCUGUCCCUGCAGAUGUCUUGAGAAACGUGCUUGCUGUAAAUCGUAUUGUACUGCUGACGUGACUGGGGCCACCCCCUGCUUCCACCCGCUGCCACCAUGCAAGGACCAGAGCUCCCACCAGCCCAGGGGACACUUUUCCUAGCACAGGACUGGUGUCCUGCAGCGCCUUGCCUCUAGGGCAGCAAGUACUGCCCAAAGCCUCUUGUAUAAAACAAUACUGGGGGAGCCAAAGAACCUUUCCUGCCCCUGGAAGGGACUUGCUGGCAGUGUCUCCAUGCUUUGGAAACGGAUCCCCUUAGAGCACGACGAGUGCUCCUGGCUGAAGCAGCAUCCCAGCUCUGCUUGCCCAGGGUAAAAUUAACAACCCAGCGCUUUCACACCUCCUUCCGAAGCACUGCAGAGGGGACAACACCUCCAUCUCCUGUGGGAGCUGUGACCAGCUGCAAACCAGCACAGCCAGAGGGCCCAGCCAAAGCCCCUCCUCUGGUCCAAAGAGCAUGGCCCCCAGCUAUCCCAGCACCAUCAGCUGCUUUGUAAAUGUAGAUGUUUGACAUGUGAGUUUUACAGCUAAAGAGUGAUCGUGGGCAAUGAAGAAUAAAUGCAGUUGCUUCACCCCCAUCUGCCAGCAACACCGAAUUUUUCUGCUGCUCCUUUCUGAUUGUGAAAACCAGGUUUCUCAAAAAAAAAAAAAAACAACCCCAAAACCAACAACCAAAACAAAAAAACAAAAAAAAAAGGGCUUUAAUGAAAUAGCUUCUUGGUACUUGAACCAGCUGAGCUGAACAACUGAUUUACUACUCACUGGAAAGCAAUUCCAGGUAGGAACCAACCCAGUGAAAAAACAGCUUCAUCCUGGGUCAGCCCAGCCAUUGCACUGCAUGGCACAGUAACAUUUUUCCAAGUUCACUGGUGUUGCCAAACCCAUAUUUACCAUGGAAAAGGUGCUUUGGCAGGUGACCCCCACCCUCCCAGCCUUUUGCCUGGUUGGCCAUCCCUGGUGCAGGGGGUUUGGGGUUGCUCACAGCUGGGAAGGUCAGUGGGGCUUUGUGCUGGGAGCAGCUCUGCCACACGCAGCCACGGGGUCAGGAGAGUCAGAUGUGAGAGGGGACUCCAUUUGUGCCACACCCCGUGCUUCCCAAGACACAAAGCUGCAUGUCUCUCCCUGUGUGCAUUGACUGGCACACAUUUUAUUAAAGACCUUCCAGUUGUGCUGGAAAUUGUCCCCUAAGUCUUGCUGUGAGCAUUGUGCUGAGCUCUGUGGGCAGGAAGCUGAAGCUCAAAGACCCAGUAAUCUCCAGAGGGCUGUUUUAUUCCUUGCCUCCUGCUUGCUUUGGGCUGACCCUGCAGUUCACACACAUGCAUACACUCCAGCCAGAAUGCAUUUUACUGCUGCCCAGCCCAAACUGCAUCCACUGCAAGACACCACCAAGAGUUCCUUGACAUCUAACCCGAGGUACAAAUUGAUCCUGGCUAGAUCUGAUAUUCCUCCCAGGUAAAAGCAAUGUCUUCUCCCACAUGCUUGCUAACCAUGGUGUGGCAACAUAGCCCUGUAUUUUCCAGCUGACUUUGCUUCGUGCUCACACACACAACGCACUUUGAAGCAGUGCUACAAUUUAUUUCCCAGACUGGCACUCAGCGUUCCCAUCCCUCUAUGGGAGCAGCAUGGUGCAAAACCCCAGGUCACAGUGGCACCAUCGGAAGCAGGGUUCAUUACAGUGAAUUCCACCAGAGCUCAUGGUAACCACAACCCAUCAUUCCUCCUCCUGUCAUCUGUAUGAAUACCUAAGCCAGGCUAAAAUCAAGUCCUGCUUCUCUUGCACCCACCCAAGCGGCCACAGGGAAGCAGCAAUGCCCUGUCCCCACUGCUGGAAUGGUGCAGUGAGAAGUGAAGGUUUUGCUCAGGCUCUAAAAUGGCAAAGGCCAGAGCAGCUCAAUCCAUCUUGCAGCUCUGAGAAUGCUUUCAAUAGGCAGGUGGGAGGGAAUGGCACAUUUUAGCUUGGGAUCACAACAGACCUGUACCAGCACUGCUGGAGGUGAUGGCAGUGCUCCCCCAGACCCCCAGCAAGUGAUCCCACCGUGGCUCACAGCCCUCCUUCACUCACCACAUACCAGCACAGGCACUGCUCCCAAGGCUGGCAGGGGGAUUGCUGGCUCAAGGCUGUGUGCUCUGUGGUUUUGGCCGUGCUUGGGUAGCUCAGAUUUUCCACCUUAGGAAGGAGGGAGCUGGGGCCUGCCCACCUAUGCCAUUUGCAACUUGCUGGUGAGCCCACCUUUCCUUUUCAUACUGGAGGCCAAACUGAGGGGUUGCAGAGGACCAUUUGUAUGCCUGUUUAUAUCACUGAGUAUUGGAUUGUGACUUCUUGUGUUUUGAUACUGUGGAUAUUUUUUUUUAAAGUUAAAUAUAUUCUAUUGCUGGACA